CGAUCCUCCCUCGUGACGCGAGCCGGGAGAGAUUACUACGAGGUACUCGGGGUGUCCCGCGCCGCGGACUCGAAAGAGAUGAAGCGCGCGUACCGCACGCUCGCGCGGAAGUACCACCCGGACGUGAACAAAGAACCGGGCGCGGAGGAAACGUUCAAGGAGAUCUCAAACGCGUACGAGGUGCUGUCAGACGACCAGAAGAAAGCCGUCUACGAUCAGUACGGCGAAGCCGGUCUCAAGGGUGGCAUGGGAGGCAUGGGAGGCAUGGGCGGCAUGGGUGGCGACCCGUUCAGCAACCCGUUCGACUUGUUCGAAUCCUUCUUCGGCGGCGGCAUGGGCGGCGGCAUGGGCGGCGGCAUGGGCGGGCGCGCGCAGCAGCGCAACCGACCGACGCAGGGCGACGACGAGCGAUUCGAUCUCCAGGCGCGUUCUCUUUUCACACUGAUCGAGUUCCUCGAAGCCGUCUUCGGCUGCGAGAAGGAGCUCGAGGUGAUGCGCCUGGAGGAGUGCGACGCGUGCACCGGCACCGGCGUCAAGUCCGGCACGCGGCCGGCGAGCUGCGGGACGUGCGGCGGUCAAGGGCAGGUCGUCGCGACGGUUCGAACGCCGCUCGGGAACUUUCAACAGGUGACGGCGUGUCAGGCGUGCGGCGGAAGCGGGCAGACGUUCACGCCGUGCGGCUCGUGCGGCGGCGACGGGCGCGUCCGACGGUCGAAGCGCAUCUCGCUCCGAGUGCCGCCGGGAGUUGACAGCGGCUCGAGGCUGCGCGUGCGGUCGGAGGGCAACGCCGGGAAGAAGGGCGGCCCCGCGGGCGACCUCUACGUCUUCGUCUCCGUGAAGGACGACCCGGACUUGAAGCGGUUCGACGGCGUCAACGUCUCCAGCACGGUGACGAUCCCGUACACGUCAGCCAUUCUCGGCACGACGCAAAAGGUGCGCACCGUGGACGGCGAGGUCGACCUCAAGAUUCCAGCGGGGGUGCAGCCGGGCGCGACGUUGCUGAUGGCGAAGCGGGGCGUCCCGAAGCUCGGGUCGCCGAGCACGCGCGGGGAUCAGUACGUCACCGUGAAGGUGACCAUACCGAAGUCGCCGAGCGGAGAGGAGAAGAAGCUCGUCGAGCAGAUCGCCGAGCUGUGA
Micromonas pusilla CCMP1545 is the source of this 1137-nucleotide messenger RNA. RefSeq lists its product as uncharacterized. The record is from RefSeq and is a predicted model, not a curated record. Gene Ontology annotation, biological process: response to heat; protein refolding. NCBI's taxonomy places the organism in Eukaryota, Viridiplantae, Chlorophyta, Mamiellophyceae, Mamiellales, Mamiellaceae. The transcript is spliced from 5 exons. Gene Ontology annotation, cellular component: cytoplasm. Gene Ontology annotation, molecular function: heat shock protein binding; ATP binding. The annotation marks the transcript as partial.